AUGAUUGUGGGUGUGUGGCGACAGGCGAGCGCGGGCAGCGGCGCACGGCGCGCGGCGUGGCACGCGUCGCUGGGCAUCCCGCACACCUUCCAGGUGCACACGUACACGCGGCCCACCGUGUGCCGCCUCUGCAAGCGCCUGCUGCGCGGCCUCUUCAAGCAGGGCCUGCAGUGCGGCGACUGCCACUACAACGCGCACCGCAAGUGCCUGCCCUUCGUGCCCAAGGACUGCGGCGGGGAGGUGCGCGACAAUCAUGGCGAGAACCAUGACAGCUGCAGCACUAGCAGCGAGGUGUCGGAGCCGCGCGCCGCGCACGACGACGAUUCGGACGACGACCACGACCAGCGACACGACCACGGCCUCGGACGAGAGACGCAGUCCCAGUUGAGGGAGGAGGAGGAUGAGGAGCCGCAGCGCGACGUCAUCCCCGAGCGCGCCGCCAGCCGCCCCAGCAGGUCCAGCUCAUCGUCAUCUCCGAGUGCUAACAUCCCGCUCAUGAGGAUAGUACAAUCUGUGAAACACACGAAAAAAAAUGACGGACAGUGGCUGAAGGAAGGAUGGCUCGUACACUUCACAAAUAAGGAUAAAACUCUGAAGCGGCACUACUGGCGGCUGGACAGCAAGUCGGUGACGCUGUUCACGUCGGAGCACGGCACCAAGUACUACCGCGAGAUCCCGCUCAACGAGAUCCUCGCCGUGGACACGGCGCGCACGCCGCACUCAGAGGUGAUGCACUGCUUCGAGGUGCGCACGGCCAACGUGGACUACCUGGUGGGCGUGGCGGCCGAGGCGCCCGCGGCGCGCGGCGUGGGCGCGCACCUCGCGCGCUCCUGGGAGACGGCGCUGCGCCACGCGCUGCUGCCGCACACGCGCGCCGAGGGCGCGCCGGUGGGCGGCGGUGGCGGCGGCGGGGCGGAGCGCGGCGCGGAGAUGGCGCAGCUGUACCAGAUACACCCCGACGAGGUGCUCGGCUCCGGCCAGUUCGGCAUCGUGUACGGCGGCCUGCACCGCGCCUCCGACAGGCCCGUCGCCGUCAAGGUGAUAGAUAAACUCCGUUUCCCCACCAAGCAAGAGGCCCAACUGAAGAAUGAAGUGGCCAUCCUGCAGAACCUCUCGCACCCCGGUGUGGUCAACCUGGAGAGAAUGUUCGAGACGCCGGAGAGAAUAUUCGUGGUCAUGGAGAAACUGAAGGGAGACAUGCUGGAGAUGAUCCUCUCGCAUGAAAAGGGCAGACUCACUGAGAGGGUCACUAAGUUUUUGGUGGCACAGAUCCUGGUGGCCCUGAAGCACCUGCACGAGAAGAACAUAGUGCACUGCGACCUGAAGCCGGAGAACGUGCUGCUGUCGUCGGACGAGGAGUUCCCGCAGGUGAAGCUCUGCGACUUCGGGUUCGCGCGCAUCAUCGGCGAGAAGUCCUUCCGCCGCUCCGUCGUCGGCACGCCCGCGUAUCUCGCCCCGGAGGUGCUGCGCAACAAGGGCUACAACCGGUCGCUGGACAUGUGGUCGGUGGGCGUGAUCGUGUACGUGUCGCUGUCCGGCACCUUCCCCUUCAACGAGGACGAGGACAUCAACGAGCAGAUACAGAACGCCGCCUUCAUGUACCCGCCCGCGCCCUGGAGGGAGAUAUCGCCCGAAGCGAUUGACCUGAUCAACAACCUGCUGCAAGUGAAGCAGCGCAAGCGGCUGUCGGUGGACAAGUGCGCGGCGCACGCGUGGCUGCAGACGCGGCAGGCCUUCCGCGACCUGCGCGCGCUCGAGCGCCGCGUGGGCGCGCGCUACCUCACGCACCCCAGUGACGACGCGCGCCACGCUGAGCCGUCGCCCCCCGCGUCCCCCGCGCCCGACGCUCCCGCGCCCGCGCCGCGC
Molecule: messenger RNA, 1866 nt
Organism: Brenthis ino (lesser marbled fritillary)
Lineage: Eukaryota; Metazoa; Arthropoda; Insecta; Lepidoptera; Nymphalidae
Source: the annotation of a GenBank genome assembly